AUGAUCAGGCUCCUUGCGCGGCCGGUGAUCCACAGGCUCCAGAUCGCAAGGCCGCAAUCGCGGAGGCUUUCCGUGAAGCCGUCGGCCCUGCUUAAGACGGCCCCCGGAUGCAGCGCGAGCUGGACCCAAAACACCGAAGAGGUGAUCCUGCGCGUGCCCGUCGACCCGGCUGUGAGGGGCAAGGACGUGCAGUUUGAGGCCCACCCCAAGCGGCUCGCCCUGAAAGUGAAGGGCGAGGAUCUGAUCUCUGGCAGCCUAGCGGACGCCGGCGAGAUCGACGUCGACGGCACCUUCUGGACCCUGGAGGCGGAGGGCGACCAGAAGGUUGUCGUGGUGACGCUCGGCAAGAAGAUCUCCGGCCAUGAGUCGUUCCAGUACCUGUUCGAACAGGACCGGCCGGACACCUCGGUCACCCAUCGGUGCUACCUGGACAUACAGUCCGACAAGCGCGCCGGCCGCAUCGUCCUCGGACUGCACGGCAACCUGGCGCCCCGGACUGUCGAGAACUUCCGGGCGCUGUGCGGCGGCCAGCUGGGGGCGGGGCAGGUGGCGGAGCGGCUGCACUACCGGGGGUCCCCCUUCCACCGCAUCAUCCCUGGGUGA
Molecule: messenger RNA, 603 nt
Organism: Monoraphidium neglectum
Lineage: Eukaryota; Viridiplantae; Chlorophyta; Chlorophyceae; Sphaeropleales; Selenastraceae
Exons: 4
Coding region: 1-603 (200 amino acids)
Biological process (GO): protein peptidyl-prolyl isomerization
Cellular component (GO): intracellular membrane-bounded organelle
Molecular function (GO): peptidyl-prolyl cis-trans isomerase activity
Source: RefSeq, a predicted model, not a curated record